Molecule: messenger RNA, 4592 nt
Organism: Pyrgilauda ruficollis (rufous-necked snowfinch)
Lineage: Eukaryota; Metazoa; Chordata; Aves; Passeriformes; Passeridae
Gene: DNAJC10
Product: DnaJ heat shock protein family (Hsp40) member C10
Exons: 23
Coding region: 621-3014 (797 amino acids)
Biological process (GO): protein folding in endoplasmic reticulum
Cellular component (GO): endoplasmic reticulum
Molecular function (GO): disulfide oxidoreductase activity
Source: RefSeq, a predicted model, not a curated record
CGCCCGAGGCGGGCGCGGCGGCCACGUCAGCCCCGGAGCCGCCCCGCCCGCCUCCGGCCCAGAGCCGGAUCCAGGAUCCCGCCGCCCUUCCGCCGGCGCCGGGGGAAAGGCGCUGCCAUCCCAGCCUGCCCCGCGCCCGGCCCGCUCGCACCGCCGGCUCCCGCAGCCCCGAGCCCGGGGCCGGCCCCGCUCCGCGCUGCGGGGAGGGCAGAGCGCGGCGGCCGCCCCGCCCCGGUGCCUCCCCGGCCCUCCCGCCGCAGCCCGGCCCCGGCCCCGGCCCCGUGGGGCUCCGACCUUCUCUCUCCCGGCGGUGGCGGCGGCUCCCGGCACGGGGCUUAUCUGCCCGGCUUUGUCUGUGAGGGGCGUCCGCAGCCUGCCUGGCGGGCAGCCCCCGCCCCGGGGCGGCGGCCGGCCCAGAGCCAGCGGCCCCUUGCGCGGAAUGAGCCCCGGCGCUGCUGAGGGGGUUUCUCUUUAGCAAGACUCGUGACAUGAAGUAGAACAGGCAUUUUGAAGAGCUCUGCCAUAAAUACAGAUGUAUCUCUGAAUGUUGGCACAUUUACUGGAGACUCUUCCCAAAGUCUGUUUGAAUCAGAGCCUGUGAAAUUUCCAAAAGCUUCAUAAUGGAGUUUUUAGCAUCCAAAGGAGAUUAUAUUAGGUAUUUCAAAAGGUCUUUAUUGCUAGUUUUAGUAUGUGUAAUAGUUCUUGUGUGCACUGAUCAGGACUACUAUAGUUUACUUGGAGUAUCCAAAGAAGCAAGUAGUAGAGAAAUACGACAAGCAUUCAAAAAGCUGGCAUUAAAGUUGCACCCUGAUAAAAAUCAGAAUGAUCCAAAUGCACAUGAAAACUUUUUGAAAAUAAAUAGAGCAUAUGAAGUACUUAAAGAUGAAGAUCUACGGAAGAAGUAUGAUAAAUAUGGGGAGAAGGGUCUCGAAGAUCAGCAGCAGGGAGGUCGUUACGAGAGCUGGCACUUUUAUCGCUAUGAUUUUGGUAUUUAUGACGAUGAUCCCGAAAUUAUAACACUGGAUAGAGGAGAAUUUGAUGCUGCUGUUAACUCAGGAGAACUGUGGUUUGUGAAUUUUUAUUCUCCUCGAUGCUCCCACUGCCAUGAUUUAGCACCUACGUGGAGAGAAUUUGCUAAGGAGCUGGAUGGAGUGAUACGCAUUGGAGCUGUGAACUGUGGAGAUAACAGAAUGCUUUGUCGAAUUAAAGGGAUUAACAGUUACCCCAGUCUGUACGUUUUCAAAACUGGAAUGCAACCAGUGAAAUAUUAUGGAGACAGGUCAAAAGAGAGCUUAAAGAACUUUGCCAUGCAGUAUGUUACAAGCACAGUCACUGAGUUAUGGGCAGGAAAUUUUGUAAAUGCUAUUGAAACUUCAUUUGCAUCCGGUGUUGGUUGGCUGAUCACCUUCUGUGCUGAACGUGGAGAUUGCUUGAGUUACCAAACCCGCCUUAAGCUAGCCGGCAUGUUGGAAGGUCUUGUUAAUGUGGGCUGGAUGGACUGUGGCACCCAGGGUGAGCUUUGUGAUAAUUUAGAUGUCUCAUCUAGUACUACUGCAUACUUUCCACCUGGAGCCACCAUAAAUAACAAAGAGAAAGGAGGUGUUUUGUUUCUUAACUCCUUGGAUGCCAGAGAAAUAUAUCAGGAAGUAAUGAAGCAUCUCCCAGACUUUGAAAUCAUCUCUGCAGCAUCAUUAGAGGACCGUCUGGCUCAUCACCGGUGGCUGCUUUUCUUCCAGUUUGGGGAGGGGGAUAAAUCAAAUGUGCAGGAAUUUAAGAAACUGAAAUUUUUACUGAAGGAUGAGCAUAUUCAGGUUGGGAAGUUCGACUGCCUUUCCUCACCAACCAUCUGCAACAAACUAUAUGUUUAUCAGCCUUGUUUAGCAGUCUUCAAAGGAAAAGGAACUGGGGAUUAUGAAAUUCAUCAUGGAAAGAAGAUCUUAUAUGACAUUGUUGCAUUUGCCAAAGAAAGUGUGAACUCCCAUGUCAUCACACUGGGACCUCAGAAUUUUCCUGACAAAGAUAAGGAACCAUGGCUUGUGGAUUUCUUUGCACCGUGGUGUCCUCCUUGUCGAGCCUUGUUACCAGAGCUGAGAAAAGCAUCUAAACAUCUUUAUGGUCAGCUUAAAUUUGGAACACUAGACUGUACUGUCCAUGAAGGCCUUUGCAACAUGCAUAACAUUCGAGCUUACCCAACAACAGUUGUAUUCAAUCAGUCUGAUGUUCAUGAGUAUGAAGGACAUCACUCAGCUGAGCAGAUCUUGGAGUUUAUAGAGGAUCUUAGGAAUCCAUCGGUGGUGUCCCUAACACCAGAGACAUUUGCUGAAUUGGUUCAGAGAAGAAAGCGAGAGGAGAUCUGGAUGGUGGACUUCUACGCUCCGUGGUGUGGACCUUGUCAGGCCUUAAUGCCAGAAUGGAAGAAAAUGGCCAGGAUGUUAAAUGGAUUAAUUAGUGUAGGCAGUGUGGAUUGUCAAAAAUAUUAUUCUUUCUGUCACCAAGAAAGUGUGAGGGGCUAUCCUGAAAUCAGACUCUUUCCUCAAAAAUCAAACACGGCUCAUCAAUAUUAUAGCUACAAUGGAUGGCACAGAGAUGCCUAUUCACUCAGAGGCUGGGCGUUGGGAUAUUUACCACAGGUGUCUGUAGAUCUCACCCCUCAGAGUUUCACAGAAAAAGUUCUGAAUGGGAAAGAUCAUUGGGUCAUUGAUUUCUAUGCGCCUUGGUGUGGACCUUGCCAAAAUUUUGCUCCUGAAUUUGAGAUGCUUGCAAGGGCUGUUAAAGGAAAAGUAAAAGCUGGAAAAGUAGACUGUCAGGCAUAUGGUCAGACCUGUCAGACUGCUGAUAUCAGAGCCUAUCCUACUGUUAAGUUUUACCCCUACCAAGGAACAAAGAAAAGUGUUCUUGGGGAAUACAUAGACAGCAGAGAUGCAAAAGGUAUAGCUGACCUUUUGAAUGAAAAAUUAGAAGCAAUGGAAAAGAAAGAAAAAAGAAAAAAAUCUAGAAAUAAGGAUGAACUCUAACUGGUACUGAAGGCAGAUACAAUUCAAAAUAUUCUGAAGCUGUGAAGAUAGAAGACACCACAAGGAAAAUAUAAGGAUAGUUACAUUGAAGACAGGACGAGACACAUGAAAACAAGUUGAGUUCACAGGCAUACACGACUGUAUGAGUUCUGUUAAACUGUGGGGAGAUGAAAACAUUUUGGUUUUGGUGGAGGCAAUGUUUCUGCAUGUCCCUCUUCUGAUAUACCAGCUACCUUCUUCCUGGCCAAACACUGGAGUUGACCAGAAAUGUGGACUCUCAUCACUUUUGCCUACCCAUUUACUAGUUCCUUAUAUUUUUUUCUGUCUCUUCUCAAAUGCUUUCUGAAUGUGGCACUCAGCCUGUGGCUGAAUAUGCACUCGAAGCACUCUGCAAUGCAGAACAUAAUGACGGAUUGUCUAUUUGAAAGACAAACAGUUGUACCUGAUGAUUAUUCUGCUUUGGGGUUGCAUUAUUGUCUAGUCAAUGGUUAAGAAAUAAAAUCAAGAACUGGUGGGAGGAUAUGUUUAUUGAAUUAAAUUGCUCUUGCUCUCGAGUGGAUUACUCUGUUGUGGCAGUGGUGAUGCUACCUGGAUGAACAGAACUUUGAAGAGCUUUAGUUGCUUGGUUUUGGGAUUGUGUUUAUUAUUUUUUUUUUAAGUAAGAAAAAAUAAAAUAAUUCAAAUGUGGUAUUAACUUUCAAAGUGUAAAUUAUGCAAUAGAAGCAUCUGGUUAAGUCAUUAGAUCAUCACUUUUAUCAUUGUCUUUUUAAAUAUGAAUGUAUUCUGUGGGCAUAUUUAACCUCUUUUGGCAUUACCACUUUCCCUUUCCCUGCAGACAUAUUUUUAGGUGGGUUUUUUGUUUGUUUGUUUAUUUUAUAUAAUCUUCAGGCAAGCAGGAGAGCAAGUGCCUUCUUUAAUUUAAUAAUAAUGAAUACUGUACAUUGCAGUGUCUCCUCAUACUUCUUACUAGAAUUCCUGCUCUAAAGAGUAAUAUUUUUCAGAGCUUCUCCAUAGACAAGAAAAAUUACAGCAGAUGACAAAAUGUCUGCAAACAACUGUUUCAUGAUUUCAAUAAAAUGCUCCCUAGCACUUGACAGAUGGAAUUCCCUCCCUGCUCUUUACGUAUUUAGACCUAGCAUGACUGGUCACUGUAUUAUGAGUAUGACAAAUUUGUAAAUACAUUGUUAUUGACAAGUAACUUAUUUCAUGAAGAAGGCAGCAAGAAGUGAAGAGACAAGUAACUGAGACAUUCAGCUGUUUUUCCCCUACUCUCAGGGUUGCCUCUAUUGAUUUUUCAUUUUUGCAGCCUAUUAUUCUAAGAAUGAAGAGACUGUUGCAUCUAUUUUUUAAUAAAGUACAUCUUCCUACAUCCAAAUUUAACUUCAAAUUCAAUCACAGUUAAAAAUUAAAAUUUUUAAAAUAACUGUUCUGGUUAGUUUUUGCAUAUCACUGUACUGCAGUUCCCACCUUCCACACUCUUCUUGGAGAAUGAGGUCUAGGAAAAGUUUUGAAACAUAUUUAGGCUGUGGGGAAGAGGAUUUAGUUUAAAUAUCAAUAAAGUUCAUUUUGAAGAUAUAA